Amphimedon queenslandica is the source of this 582-nucleotide messenger RNA. Its product is annotated as tRNA:m(4)X modification enzyme TRM13 homolog. Gene Ontology annotation, biological process: tRNA methylation. The record is from RefSeq and is a predicted model, not a curated record. The transcript has 8 exons. Lineage: Eukaryota; Metazoa; Porifera; Demospongiae; Haplosclerida; Niphatidae. The annotation marks the transcript as partial.
AUGCUAGCAACUAAAAGAUCAAUAUACUGUCCUGAACACUUACUGAAUGAUAAAGAACAAGAGGGAAGCGUUGGAAAGAGAAUUACGUGUCCAUUGGAUUCGUCACACACAGUCUAUGAGAAAGAUAUUAAUAAACAUUUAAAGAAAUGUAACGCAAGCAAGAGGGAAGUGCCAGAUUGUUAUGUAGCUAAUAUUAAUACUGGUAUACCCAAUUAUGUACCACUAAAGGAAGAAACUUGUAAUAUUUCUGAUUUUAGUGAAGGUACAAUGAUGGAGCUAAUGGGACGCAUUGACAAAGCCAUAAAGAAAUUAGAGGUACCAAUAUCAGAGGAUAUAAAGACUCAUAAAGUAUUGGAUGAUGAAAUUAGCAGUGACAGUAAUGGGCCAACUGCACUCAAACAUUUAUUACAACAAUCAUCGAUAAUUGGUCAUUUGGAUUCAUUAGGAUUGCUAUCCAGUGAUAGUUUAUUUAUUGAAUUUGGAGCUGGAAGAGGUAAAUUGUCUCAUUGGAUACAGUUAGCAUCAAAUAAUGAUGAAUUGAUUGAUUUUCUAUUAAUUGAUAGAUCAAAUCCUAAAAGAAAG